AAACCAGAAGAGGGAGAGAGGAGCGAUGGUGAGUGGAAAGGAAAUGGCGGAGAGGAGAGGCGGCGGAGGGAGGAGCGGCGGCGAUGGAGCGAUUGGCGGCACGGGUGCGUAGAGGCGGCGGUGUUGAUGAAGCUGAAACUCCCCAAGGUUAGGGUUGGAAGGAAGAUAUUUGGCAACGGGGGCAUUCUUGCCAAGGCAAAAAAGGGGUGCGCGUCGGGGAUGGCGCCUCCCUGUGGGGGCGGCCCUGACAGCACCGCCGCAUCGACUCCUCGGGAGCGGACAAAGCUGAAUCAAAAAGCUGCCAAGCUCAUGAGCCAGUCAACAAAAAGAAGACUUGCAGUGAGUGCCGAAUCAGAUAUUGAGAAAGCAGCAGCUUAUGUUCCAAGGGCCAUCGAAAAGAAUGAAGCCGCGCGGGAACGCAUUCAGCACGCAUUGGAGAAGAACUAUCUUUUCAAGUCUCUCGACAAGGAGCAAACAAAGACGGUGGUGGAUUCUGUGGAGGAAGUUAAGUACAACCCCAAUGACAUUAUAAUCAAGCAGGGCGAUGAGGGUGACAAAUUUUUCCUCAUCGAGAUAGGUGAAUGUGAAGUGUGGUUGAAGGACCCAGAGAGGAUACGCCCCGAGAUGGUCAAGAGAUAUGGUCCUGGAGACACAUUCGGAGAGCUUGCGCUUCUGUACAAUGCUCCCCGUGCGGCAACUGUCAAGGCAAUUACAAGCUGUACACUCUGGGCGGUAGACAGGCCCACUUUUCGAGCGAUUCUUAUGCAAACUACCAACAACAAGCGGCAAUUAUACGAAAAGUUUUUGGCAGAGGUUCCUUUGCUGAAGACGCUAACAGCGUACGAAAGAUCCGCAAUUGCCGAUGUUUUGGACGCGGAAUACUACGAACCAAACACAGACAUUAUAGUGGAGGGCCAAGAAGGAAACAAGUUUUAUUUUCUGGAAGAAGGAGAAGCCGAGGCAAGGACAGGAGACAAGGUACUAAUGAAAUACAAGCGUGGAGAUUACUUUGGGGAGUUGGCGCUACUAAGCAACAAUCCUAGAGCAGCGACUGUCAGAGCGACAACGAAAUGCAAGUGCGUUUCAAUUCAUCGGGACAGUUUCAAGAGAUUGCUUGGAAAAGUAGAAGACAUCUUAGAGCGGAGGAAAGAAGAAUACGAGAAAACUUCUGCAGGCACAAGCUAAUCGCGAGAAGACUUAGCCACAGUUCUGGUUAACUCCAGGUUUGCCGUAGAUAUUUGAAAUUGGAGUGUCAGGAUCAGGUUCAUGCAUAUUUGACUGGGAAAAGAAAGCAGUGUCAUUUUGCAUUUGGAA
Selaginella moellendorffii is the source of this 1314-nucleotide messenger RNA. RefSeq names its product cAMP-dependent protein kinase regulatory subunit. Gene Ontology annotation, molecular function: cAMP-dependent protein kinase regulator activity. Gene Ontology annotation, cellular component: cAMP-dependent protein kinase complex. Gene Ontology annotation, biological process: regulation of protein phosphorylation. Lineage: Eukaryota; Viridiplantae; Streptophyta; Lycopodiopsida; Selaginellales; Selaginellaceae. The record is from RefSeq and is a predicted model, not a curated record. The coding region runs from base 127 to 1185 and encodes 352 amino acids. The transcript has 9 exons.